Messenger RNA from Amaranthus tricolor (Joseph's coat), 1408 nucleotides. Its product is annotated as feruloyl CoA ortho-hydroxylase F6H1-2. The transcript is spliced from 3 exons. Lineage: Eukaryota; Viridiplantae; Streptophyta; Magnoliopsida; Caryophyllales; Amaranthaceae. Bases 82 to 1167 code for a protein of 361 amino acids. The record is from RefSeq and is a predicted model, not a curated record.
ACCAAGCUAAGAUUCCAUCAUUAGUAACUUAAAAUUACUAAAAAAAUAGUAACCAAGAUUUUUAUUUGUUGUACUAAAACAAUGCCAACAAACUCAGUUUAUCCUAAAAACAUCAAUGAUUAUGUACUAAAUCAAGGUCAUGGUGUUAAGGGUUUAGCUGAUUUGGGUAUUAAUACUUUGCCCACCCAAUAUAUCCAACCGGAACAUGAGAGAUUUGGUAAGGAACAAAUCAUCCUUUCCAACGGUAACCAUCAUGUUAUCCCCGUCAUCGACAUGUCGAAUUUCGACGACGAUGAGAUUAUUUCGGCAGCUCAAAAAUGGGGGUUCUUUCAGAUCAUUAAUCAUGGCAUUCCUUUGAAAGUGUUGGAGGAUGUAAAGGCUGCUACGUACCGGUUUUUCGAGCAGUCUGCAGAAGAAAAGAGUAAGUAUUUGAAAGGGAAUUCAGGUACAAAUUGUGUAAGGUAUGGCACUAGCUUUGUGCCUGAAGUUGAAAGGGCCUUGGAAUGGAAGGAUUAUCUUAGUCUCUUAUUUGUUUCUGAUGGGGAUGCUGUUGCUCGUUGGCCCGUUGCAUGCAGGGAUGAAGCAUUGGAAUACAUGAAGAGCUCUGAAAAUGUAACAAGGAAACUUCUUAAUGUACUCAUGAAGGGUUUAAACAUUUAUGAAAUUGAUGAGAAAAAGGAGUCACUUCUAAUGGGUUCAAAAAGAAUCAACCUAAAUUACUAUCCUAAAUGCCCUAAUCCUGAAUUAACCGUAGGAGUAGGGCGUCAUUCCGAUGUAUCAAUCCUAACAAUUCUUCUUCAAGACGAUGUCGGAGGGCUAUAUGUUCGCGGGCUAGAUGGUGAGAAUUGGAUUCCUGUCCCGCCCAUCAAUGGUGCAUUGGUUAUAAAUAUUGGUGAUGCCCUUCAAAUACUUAGCAAUGGCAAAUAUAAAAGCAUUGAACAUCGUGUGAUUGCUAAUGGGACCAAGAAUAGGAUUUCGGUUCCAAUAUUUGUGAAUCCAAGACCUAAUGAUAUUAUUGCUCCUUUGCUUGGUUCAUCAAAAGGUGAAGAAGAGAAACCAAUCUAUAAAGAGGUUCUUUACUCGGAUUAUGUUAAAUACUUCUAUAAAAGAGCGCAUGAUGGUAAAGCUACUAUUGAAUUUGCUAAGGUUUCUACACAAACUAAUUAGCUAUUAUUUCCAUUCUAAAAUACUUAUUACUGAUUGUAACAUAUUAUGUGAGAAAAUAUUACUAUCAGUUGACAUUUUCUAUCCCAAUACUCCAAUGUCUCAUAUUAUCAUUAUUAAUAAAUAUCUCACUAAGACAAUAAUAUAUGUGUACUUGGGUUUCAUGUUAACUUUAGAUUGUUCUCUCCCUUUGUCUUAAAAUUGUCAAUCAAUAUAUACAAUUAGAGUGCGUGUAAUUUUAUUA